UUUCCGCGUCGUGUUGCAGUGGAAAAUCAGAUAUGCACCCAAGAUGGCUACACGAUCUAGAUCGCGAGCUGCAGCAGAAGAGUGAAAAUUUGGCAGCCGAAUCUGCGGUCGCACGUUUAUUCCCAACAAAGAGAGGCCGAGCAGUGCGGCAUUUGUUUAACCCUGGCGACGUGUGGCGUCGAAGACACAUUGGUGCAGCAGGCAAAGGCGUGGCAUGGACUGUUGCAAUGCUUGGUUGCGAACAGUGGGCGUGUUCGCGAAUGAAGAGAGUGCAGAGAAAGCCAAGACAGGACAGAGGCUUGCCGAUCAGUGCCCCGCUUCCUCUGCGCCACAGCUGGAUAUUGGUCUCUCCCCCAGACGUCAUGCGCACAUGCAGUGAAUAUCGACUUGACCGGAUCCGUGAUGUAUCCUGAUUUUCCUCCAGCUGGCGCGCGCGCUUCUGUGCUCUGCCAUCGACAUCUCUCGAGCUGAAGCCGCGACGAGCCCUGCCAACAUGACGACUAAAAGUACCACCGACUUUGUCGAAUCAACCGAGCCUGUCGGAGGCAAGACCAAGGCCCAGAUCCUCACCGACGUCUUCUCUCUUGCGACCCAAUUCAGCACUUGUGUUGAAGCUUUCAACCUCAUUCAUCCUUCCAAGGACCACGACCAUGCGCAGAAGGUUGCGCUCGCAAAGCUCGGCCUUCAGCAGGGCAGGUUGCUGAUCUUUGGCGAUGCCGUGGGCAUCUCUGCGCCGCCCGCGACGAUUGCACGACACAUGAUCCCCAGCCAUCCUGGCAUCACAAACCCGGAUCCGCAUCUGCCAGUGAACUUUGGUGUCCGAGACCCGAGGCUUGACGACGAGGUUAUCAAUGCAAAGGUGCGCAGGGCGCUGCAUGAGAUCGCGGGUCGCCCUAGCACUAUGUCGCGAGAUGAACUGAUGAACGUAUACGGCCUAAAGAGUCCAAAGACGUUCUCGCGCCUAGAAUACCCAGCACUCGACACCAACCGACUAGAAGGCUUCCGCGAAAAGUUUGCCCUCCUCAAGGAUCUCCUCACACAGACGGGCGCGCGGGCGAGUCUGAAGCGCAACCUGAGCAUGACCACCUCCCAUUGGACCGUCAAGGACACCACGCGCUUCAGCGAGUAUGUCAAGGUUGUCCGCACCGAAGUCGAUGCGCUCAUUGAUCUCAUGGGCGUCAAGGAGCAGGUUGACCGUGGAAUCCGAUCCGAUCUCAAGAGCAUGGGCUGGCACCCUGACCUCACAGGGCCAGCAGUGCGGCAAGACUGGGAGAAAUUGCGUCUGAUCCGGGAAGCCUGCGUCGUCGAUUAUCCAGAGUACAUCGAUGUCAUCGACAAAGCCAUGUCGUACAUCACCGAAGAAGUCAAGGAAUCCAAUCUCGCUCGAAACCGCGCUGUACUGGGUCUUUCAGAAUCCAAUGUGGAUGCAGCAGGCGCGCGCCGCAAGUCAGACUACGAUGUCCGCUCCAUUCCGGCUCCUUCGCAAGCCAACGUCGCCGGACUCAAGCCCUCAAAACCAGAAGCGAAAUCCCACAUCCAGCUUGCUGCCGAACGCGCCCUGAACCCAAACGCUGGCAAAGAAAAGCGCCCGGGUUGGCUCUCGGCUUUCAAAUUCAAGUCGUGGUCCAAGAGCAGCAAAACCGUACACGACAAGCAGCGCUCAAACAGCGUUCCACAUACGCCGACCGUUGAUCCCCAGCGCUCCCUCUCAGCAGGCGAGGCGCCAAAUCCCACCUCGGAAGACUCCAACACCCUCCAAGCCGUGCGCUCCAAGUCCCUUAGCGCAAUCCCCAGCGACAGCACACCACAGCCUCCGCCGUCAAAUCUAGACUCUCGCGUCCGCAAGCUCAGUCUAGAUCACGGAGACAUGGUGGGUAUCCCGCCCAUCCAGGAGAAUGGCGGCGAAGUGACUAGUUUCCCGGCAAGAAGCGGGCUAGCUGAGUUCGACGGUGAUAUGGAUAAGAACGCGCUGGUGCAGGUGGACACAGCCAAGAGUGAGGGGAGCAAAGAUGAACUGGAGAACGUCAAGACGGUGAAUAGUUAUAUUGAUCGGCAUGAUAUGUAUCCAGCUAUAGGCCGCAUUGAAACUAAGGAUAUCAGAAAUGUUGCACAUACGCCGGGUCUUUGAGGCCUGGCGCGUGUGCUUACGAGGCCAGUCUAGCGAGAGACGAGGAGUAAUUUGUAAUCACUUAGUGCAUUUUGGGUUCAUAGGAUGAGAAG
Alternaria rosae is the source of this 2220-nucleotide messenger RNA. Its product is annotated as pathogenicity protein LopB. The transcript has a single exon. Bases 494 to 2128 code for a protein of 544 amino acids. NCBI's taxonomy places the organism in Eukaryota, Fungi, Ascomycota, Dothideomycetes, Pleosporales, Pleosporaceae. The record is from RefSeq and is a predicted model, not a curated record.